This is a messenger RNA of Trichomonas vaginalis G3, 3468 nucleotides long. RefSeq lists its product as uncharacterized. The transcript has a single exon. Lineage: Eukaryota; Parabasalia; Trichomonadida; Trichomonadidae. The record is from RefSeq and is a predicted model, not a curated record. Bases 1 to 3468 code for a protein of 1155 amino acids.
AUGACUCUCAUCAUGAAGCAUAGCUCAGUUGGAACCUCCUUUAACUGGACCGAUGUCGUCUGUUUAUUUGUUACAGGUACUUUUGAAUCUACCUCACCAUCAACAAAAAUGCUUGUUGUAUACGUAACUGCAGCUAUUACUUUUUGGGCAAACUCUUUGGUGGUUAUAUCUUUAAUUCUCAAACAAAAAUUCAUUAAUUUUUCCGUUCGAAUCGUUACUAAUGUAGAUUUCUUCAUCGGACCAAUAUUCAUGCCAUUUGUAUGCAAUUGCUUCACGAAAACUUACACAUUAUCAGCUACAAGAAAAUAUACGAUUCCUUUGACUUUUGUCUUGGUUAUUCAUAUAUUUAUGCUCAUAAAGAACGCUGUAAUGUGCAUAUUCAGCUCAAGAUCUCACUUACGUAUCAUUAAUCCCAUUGUUUGUCGAAAUCAAAAACAAGCUUUGAUUUUAUUAUUCUAUUUAAUAUGCCAGAUUCAUAUGGGAAUCUACAUAAAUGAUGAAUAUAGAAUUGCACAAGUCAUUUUACUGUUAACUUCAAUAGGAAUGAUAAUUUACGAAAUAUUUUACCCAAUUUAUACAUAUCGUUCACAAAACUGCGCAUUAUUGACAUUAAUACUCUAUAACAUGUUCGGUUCUUGCAUUAUGCUUACAAUUCCUGAUCAAAGAUUUUAUGGUUUAUUAUUAAUCGUUCCAAGCCUUAUUAUAUCAGUAUUCGUGUAUUACGUAGCAUAUCCUUACAUAUUCUUCCCAAGAUUCAAGGCGUAUCGCUUUGAAAUUGCAUAUUUAUGUGAUGAUAAGGAAAAUAUCAUGAAAGAGCUUGAUAAUUUCUCUCCAAAAGGUAUCAAACAGAUCAGAAUUGCCAGGCUUCGUAAUAUGCUCUUGGCAGCUAUCCAUUAUCAGCAUCCAAAGCUUCAACAAAUCGCAAAAGCUUUUUCUCAACUUUCUACAUCGGAAUGGCGUGAUCGUUUCAUUCUUUGGUCGCUCAGUGAAAUACCUUAUCUCGCAGAAGGGAAAUUACCUCAAUUCGACCAAAAAUUACUCGAUGACACUUAUAAUUCCGUCUUUUCUCAGGAGAAACAGCUAUGGUUGUGCGCGUGGUUGAACUACUAUGUCAUUCUACCUAACAUUUCUGCUAAGAUUGGCCACGCAAAAGCUGUUUAUAACUCAUUAAUUGAUUUAUUCCAUGAAAACUACCCGAUGAUCACUGAUUUCGGCCAUCCGAAGUUUGAAAAUGACGGACUCAAUAAGAGGGUCAAGAGAACUUUCAUUUCUUUCGAUAUUUUCAUCAAAAUUUUGAUAAUUCUUUUCACUUUCUUGCAUUUUUCGUAUUUAACUGUGAUCAGAACUGAAUCUAAUCACAUGACAAACACAGUUAAAGUGCAAUAUCUUGUUGAAGCCGUUGCAAAUUAUCAAAUCAAUUAUUGGACAAAUUCUGCAGCGAAAUCCCAUAUGGAAUCGAUAUUUACAAGCUAUUCUGAGAUAGAAAAAGCUGCAGAAAAGUUUGGUUCUUUGAGAGAAUUUUUGAACCGGAAUUAUAAUGGUUUAUCAGUCAGAAAUGCCUUCACCGACCUCAGAAAUUAUGUUAAAACCAAAAAAGGCAAUGAAACAGAGGUAUUUGGCAAUGUUUUCAUGGCAUUGAAUUUAUCAUUGUACAAUUUCCCCGAAAUAUGCUUUAACGAGACCAACCAAGACAGUUUGGAUAAGAUUACAAAGUCGGUUCGCAUCAAUAUCGCUGUUUUAAUCGUAUUAUUGUUAAUUGAUACUUUAUUCUUCAUUGGAUUCCGAAAGAACAUGAUUGCCUCGUUCGAUAAAUUUUACUCUGUUCCGAGAGAGGUCUAUCUUAAGCUGGGAGGCCUUCAACCAACUUAUGACAAUAAAUAUUCCAUUCCUUACCGUCCAAGUAUCUAUGAUUCCCUUUCAUACAUUGCUACAACGAUUUUCUUCCUCUCCUUUUCGUUCAUUCUUGGAAUUUUUACCUUAAAUGCCCUAUCAGAUCGUUAUUUGGUCCUUAGAGACAUGGAUACUCAAUAUACCAACAUCAAAGCCAUAACAUCUGUUGAAAGGAUCAUUUCUCUCCUUACAUAUUCGGUCAAACAAUCUGUAAUUACAAAUGAUUACAGAAUGAAGCGCCAAAUCUUCACAUUUUACGAAGUAGACUCACUUUUCUGCGAGAUCCACCAUAAAUCCGAGUUCGAUCCUUUCGUCCGCCUUAUCGAUCCUAACUUUUUACAGUUAAUGGGAAGAUAUUAUUUGUCAUCUUAUGAAAAUGUCAAUGUUUCAGGGUUUUCUAGUUGUCUUAAGAACACCAUCAAGAACAUGGACAUUAAUACGAACCAAAUCCUUACUUGGAAGAGGUUUUACAUCAGUAGAUUUGUUACUUUCAUAGUUAACAUCAUUUGCUUUGUAAUUUUGUUCAAUGUGAUUAACUGGAUCAUUCGUCCUUUCGUUGCCUUCGAAACUCUCGAGAUUCGCUCGAUUUUGAACAAAGUUGACAAAGAUGUCAAAUUUAUUCAACAAAGAAUCCAGUUUUCCAAUGUUAAUCAGAACGCUUUGAUAGAAGAUAGUGACCUACAGAUGUUUGUUGUCGGAAAAGACGGAACAAUACUUUUCCAGACGAGUUCUGUCAAUUUAAGUAUCCAAAACUCGUAUAACAUCAUUGACAGUUCAUUAAACCAAGAAGUCAAGCAAGAACUGAUGCAAUACAUCGACCAGUACAAGAACGAGUACCUUCCACACUCGAAUUACUUGACGAACUCCCAAUACAUCGUAAAUCCUCAUUACGAUUUCAUUGGCCAAAAGUUGGAACUUUCUUAUGUUUUAGUUAUAAAUAGUCUUUCUCACAUCAAAGAGAAAUCAUUCAUAACUAAAAAGAUCGACCAACUGAGUGUCUGUUCCUAUGUUUCCUUCAUGAAAGGACAACAGACAUACGGGCCAAAUGGAAGACACACAAUUGUAGCAAUUGUAAAAAUCCCUGAAUUCGACCAACCCGAUGUUGACAUCAAGAAAUUGAUGAAAGCAAGGUGCGCGGUAACAAAUAAACUAUAUAAGUUAUACGCUGUUAACCAGAACUACUGCAGAUUACGUGAAGAAGGCUCUUUGAUCAUUAUGACAUUGAACAGAGAUGCUGAUACAACACCUUGGAAUAUGCAUACUUUAGGUGCAGAAUUCAUGAGGAAAUUUAGGGAUAUGAUAAAGAAAGUGGCUGAUUCAUUGAAGUUCGAAAUGAAGCCGGUCGUUCUAUUGUACAGAUGCCAUGAUACAGUCCUCGCUGUGUCUAAUGAUAGAAUGGCAAUGGCCGCAUUCGAUUGUCCGUUCGAAUUCGCUGCUUUGGAAAGAAUUUCUAAGUGUUUGAGAACUUCUAUUAACUAUACACCAGAAAAGACUGAAACAAGGCCUCAAAGCUUGACAAAGGUUAGAAGCUGCGUUACUGAAAGAGGUGAUAAUUACGACAUUUUCGUUGUUGUUUGA